AUGCGUUUCUCUGAGCAGCUGAGGGGUCGGUCUAUUCACGAGCGGCUAGGGCCGCAGGUCGGUUUCCAGCAUAACAGAGAGACAGGGGCUUUUCACACCCCUCCUGGUUUACCUCAGGGAGCGAGGUAUGGCCACGCAUUCAACCCCCCUCAGUUCCCCCCCAAUGGUGGGGAAGGCCCUACCAUGUUUGUUCCCACGACCGGGGGGACGGCUCCCGGUCCGCAGCCCUAUGGGGGGGCCCCAGUUAUUGCAGGAUAUGACCCCCUCCAGGCUCUUGAGCAGCGCCUCCAGGCAACUCUGACCAGUUCCAUCCAGGGGGGCAUUCGUGAAUACAUGCAAGCCCCGGGACACGGGGCACCGCCUCAGACAGCUCCCCCGGUUCUCAUUCGCCCGGAGGCGCGCUAUGGCGCGCCGCCCGGGGUGGCACCCCCGGCGGCACACUUUCCCCCGCAGGUUCCUGGUGCGACGCUGGGGGGCAUUCCACCCCCCCCGUUUGCACCUCCCCCGGCCUACCCCGUACAGACAGCACUCCCCCCGGCCGCCUUCUACUUCGGCGGUCCUGCCCCGGCUCCGCCGACAUCGGCGGGCCCCUUCCCACGUACGGGCUUCGACUACGCCCGGCUGAGCCAAGUGACAGCUCCCAUGCCCACGGGGCCUCGUCAGAGUACGUUCCCCGGUCACUUCGUCCCAGUCCAGCCACCUAAGCCGUUGCUGGUUGACGAUUUUCUGACGGUUAAUGCUGCAAAUGCGCAGUGGACAACCGGGGCACCGUUUGACAUUCUGUGCCCCAUGCGAAUGGCGCAUUUCGCGGCUAUGGCUGCCGCCAGGGUGAAUAAACCGGGUCAGCCAUUUCUUGAGACAGGGACCGGUACAAGGCGCUCGGCGGGUACUGCACGUGGCCCACGGGGCCCUCGCUACGACCGGUGCUUCACGUGGUUCAACACCGGGGCUUGCGCCAACGGCGCGGCCUGCCUAUACGUCAAAGGCCACAAACCCUGCCCCUGCGGCGACACCCGGGUACAUGCCCCUGGAGCCUGCCCCAACAAUCCCAACCGCCGUGCCGACGGCCCGGCCGCCAACAACAACCCGGACCACGCAGGAUAA
This is a messenger RNA of Klebsormidium nitens, 1104 nucleotides long. The record is from the annotation of a GenBank genome assembly. Lineage: Eukaryota; Viridiplantae; Streptophyta; Klebsormidiophyceae; Klebsormidiales; Klebsormidiaceae.